AUGAUCUACUCUUUGAAUAAACAAAAGAGAUGGGAAGUUGGUCGGAUGAUUGAUCAGAAAUUCAUGGAACUUUUACAAGAAUUGAAUGAAAAUUUGGAUUUGAUGUUUUUCCAAAGAAUAUCAGUUCAUCCAUGGAUUGAUAAUUGGAAAUGGUUCCCUCCACACUAUUACACUGCAAUGACUAGCUCAAAGAUUAGAGAGCAGUUUGAAAUUUCAAAAGAUGGAGAGUAUAACGAAAAAUCGUUUGGAGGAGUUGGGAGAUAUGUGAGUUUAUUGAUUUAG
Messenger RNA from Caenorhabditis remanei, 282 nucleotides. RefSeq lists its product as uncharacterized. Lineage: Eukaryota; Metazoa; Nematoda; Chromadorea; Rhabditida; Rhabditidae. The transcript has 2 exons. Bases 1 to 282 code for a protein of 93 amino acids. The record is from RefSeq and is a predicted model, not a curated record.